CGCAGCCUAAACAUGGCAUCUAAACGAAAAUGUCAGUUUCAAUGGUCAAGAAACCAAAGAAAUUGGAAAUAUAGAAAAAUUGAUUCAAAAUGUCUGAAAUCUGUUUCUAUUGAAUCUUAUAAUUCAAUAGUGAAAUUGUUUGAAUCUAGAUCUCUCCUUAGAAAAAUGAGUUGUACAAAAGCAAAAAUUUCGAAAUAUCAUAUCUUAGAAGCUGAAAAUAAUAUCCAAGAUAUAUGCCAUAAGAUUAUAAGGACAAAUGUUGGAACAAAUGAUAAGAAUAUUAAUUUUGAUAAUAUUAUCCCUACUAUCUCACCUAUAUUGGAUAAAUUUAAAGCACUACACAUAAGGUUUAAAUAUUUUGAUGAAUUAAAAUAUAUAAUGGAAAAAGAACGGAAAAAGCCAAUAAAAAAGAAGUAUAAAGGCCAAGUACAUAUAUGUUUACUAAAGUCUUUUUUUGGCUUUAUGUUUUAUAAAAAUGUUCCAUUAGAAUUGUUUGGAACAUGGCAAAAUUUCAAAGCAGUGAAAAAAACUAUACAUUGUCUUCUAAAAACAUGUCCCAAGAAGAUAAUGAUUGAACCAUCUUCUAAAAAAAAUAUAAAUAAAAUUAUAAAUAGAAAUAAAAAUACAACUAUUGCCACUAGAUCUGGAAAAAAAAUUACUGCUAUUGGAGGAUUAUUAAGCAUAGAACCAUUAUUAAAAAAACUCGAUAUUUCUAAGAUUGAGUGGUUAUAUCCACUAAAAAAUAUACAAGAAAAAUGGAUUAUGAUUCUUAAGUUGUUGCAUUGGUUUUUCGCACAAUAUAUUAUAAAAAUUCUACAUAAAUACAUAGUAUUAUUAUCAAUCAAACAACAGUGGGUUUAUAUUAAAAAAGAUGACUGGUGUGAAAUGCAGGAUAUAUUUAUAAGUGAAAAAAUAAGCAAGGGCGAUCUUGUAUUGAUUAAAACGACAAAUAAACAGAUGAGUAAACAAACAAAAGUACAAACUGAAUUACAAUAUAAAUUAAAAUGUAUUAGGACAUAUAGAUUGGUUGCAAGUUCUUCUGGAUUGAGAGUUAUAGCAAGGUGUUACGAUGAAAAAAAAUCUUAUGAAAUCAGUAUCAUUUUGAGAUUCCUGCAGCAAUUAUAUUGUACGUACUUUAAUGAGGAAGGACUUCUAACUGUACAAAGUUGUAUUCAGCAAGUUUUUAAGUUUAAAAGGUCGACUAAGGAUCAUUUGUAUUAUGUACGUUGUGAUAUACAAGAUGCAUUUGGGUCAAUAAAUCAAGAAAAAUUAUUUGAUAUUAUUAAAACAUGUUGUAUGCGUCACUUGCCUAUUUAUCUUAGAAUGCGUAAAUGCACAAAAAAGAAUACAAAGAAACAAAGACUCGAAGAGAUAAUGCAAUGUUUAGAUUUGAAGGAACUAAAAAACGUCUUAAGUAGCGACGAGAAACCUCAAUUGACUAAGUGGAUAAAGUUGACUUCUAAGAUUAAAAAAUUGCUAUUAGAGCAACAGAUUGAAUUAUAUGGUAAAGUAUAUUCUAUAAAAACUGGUGUACCACAAGGUUUGCGGUUGUCGCCAAUUUUCUCUGACAUAUAUUAUCAAAAUAUGUUCAAUAACUUAUUUGUGCAAUUUAAAAAUAGCGGAGUCUUGUGCAGAUACGUCGACGAUAUUUUAUAUGUUACCAAGGAAAAGAAUUAUGCAGAAGAAUUUUUGAAAAUAGUCAGGAGUGGCAUACCCGAGUAUAACGUGAAAUUCAAUCCCAACAAAAUACAGACGAAUGUAGAAUUGCCAUUUUAUAAAAAAACGAAAGUGAAAUAUUUGGGAAAGAAUAUAUUUAUAUAGAUUCGACGAUAAGAUUACACUCGUUGCCGAGGAUUCAUACUACGGCAAGAACGUUUUACGAGGUAGGCCAAUUCAUCAUUACAUCGAACUCAGCAUUGUGAAAUAGGGCCAUGGAUGUGGAACAAUUUUGAGGAUAAAAUAAACCGUAUUAAUGUCGCAAUAAAUUCAACAUCUACAUUAUUGUCGACAUAAAACAUCAACAUUCAAGCAGGAAUAUGUGCGAAUUUUAUUUCAUUUGUAAUUUAUACUGAACAUUAUAUUUUCCUUUUGAUUCCUGAUGAUUCGCUUGUGAUUGCUUUCGAUAUUCGCGGGUAAUUGGCGGCUCUUUCCGAACGUCUUCUUUCUUUGAAAUUUGAAUGAAGUAAUGUCGAGAAGGAUUCUCAAUCAGUCACGGUACGUUUCGUACGUUAGAUAAGCAAAUACGAAAUACACUCGUAUUUUACGUUAGAAUAAUGCAAUUUAGAAUGUUUUAGCUUCUCGAUUUUCCCUCGAUUCGGGAAUCUUUUCAAUUUUGAAAACGGAACACGGAACAGAGAGAGGAGGACGUUCUCUUGUUAAUUGCCUUCAUCUGUCGGCUGUUAGGUUUCCAGGGCUUUUUUUGGACACGCGCACGCCGCACUUUUACAAAUGUCUCGUUCGUUUUAAACGUCAUAGCAUAUCCAUUUAUAUACAAUAUAUAUAUUUUUACUGAAUUUUUUACGCCACAGUACGAGAACGAAGGAGCAGCGAGUUCUGUCGUUAUUAUGCCGAUCUCGCGUAUUUGAACCCUUUGAACGUGAUUGCGUAAUAUGCGAAGAGGCUGUGCGCGUUAUGACGAUGUGAGUGUAGUAGCUGUAUAAAAAAGAAAAACGCGAAAAAUUUGUGCAUCACGUUUGCAAAGAACAUGGUCUAACAUUUCGCUGCGAUCUUUCAAAACGCGAGGAGGGGUACAGGAAUGCGGAUGGUUUCUUCAUCAACCGAUCGGACUUUCGUCAAUGUCAAAUAUAGUGCAUAGCAUCACGUAUAUUAUACGUUAGCUUAAGAUAGAUUAGUUCUAAUUGGAAUGAUAAUUUGAUUUGUAUUGUUCAACAACAGUGUUGUUCAAAUGUUGUUCUACCUCAUGUUCGUUACCGAAGUUCCUUAAUCGUGUUUGCAGAGGCAACUCGAUACCUCUAUAACCGCCGAGGACGAUUCGUGUUUCUCGUCGGAACUCGACCUUCUAAAUCCGAGGUAACGCGCGCUCGACAACUCUGCUUCGCACAAUCCAAAGCUGUAAGUCUUGUACUUUUUCAGAGUAACACGGUCUUAUCGAAGACCGCGACUCACACGUCCAACAUUGAGAAACAAGAUUGCGAAUGAUCGGUUGAAUCCUCUCGAACCGCCGUCGAGGUCGUCGCAUUGCUGUCAGCGGCGGUCGUUUGUUGGCAGAAAGAUUGCAGCGAAAUUACGUAAGUGAUGUAAGUGUUAAAUUGAGAGAUUCACCUAUCGAGGACACGGUCCCGCUUAGAAUAAUCUCGGAGAAAGCGUCGGAGCGAACUUAUUCGUUUGCAACGAUUGCUUCCUCGCACACACGUGUCACCUCGCGGAGACGCGUUUUAGUUACCGAAGAGCCCGACAAGAUCGCUCCGUCAGGACACGCCGUCAACAUCAUCGGCUCUUCCGCGUCCGUUUACGACCGUUUGAGGAAAUACGAGGUAAGGUAAAACACUGCGUUAGACACUUCGCGAACACUUCGGACUCAGGCUAUUGUUCUCGGUGGCGGCGGAUGUUUCACAGUCACAAGUGACUUUCGAAGAGAGGCACUCGGUCGACAGCGACGAGGGGUUCGGGCGUGAACUCAGCGGGAAGCUUUGGUAAUUAUCCCCGACGCGCGAGUAGCCCUUUUAAGAUUUCAAGCUGCGAAUCGUCUUAUUGUCUCGUUUCAAGGCGCCUAAUGUAUUGUGGUGACAACAGGAAGGAGAGCAGCACACCGCGGAUCGUAAGGGUGAUUCGACAGAACAGCAGGAAACGUGAGUAGUUUCAGCCGACAGCUGGGAUUUUCCCGGGUCUCGUUGCUUCGUCUACGCCAACCUGAAGAACUGAGGAGAGAAAUAUUCGA
Harpegnathos saltator (Jerdon's jumping ant) is the source of this 3898-nucleotide messenger RNA. It is a transcript of the gene Tert, whose product is annotated as telomerase reverse transcriptase. Gene Ontology annotation, biological process: telomere maintenance via telomerase. Gene Ontology annotation, cellular component: telomerase catalytic core complex. The record is from RefSeq and is a predicted model, not a curated record. The transcript is spliced from 7 exons. Lineage: Eukaryota; Metazoa; Arthropoda; Insecta; Hymenoptera; Formicidae. Gene Ontology annotation, molecular function: telomerase activity; telomeric repeat DNA binding; telomerase RNA binding. The coding region runs from base 13 to 1821 and encodes 602 amino acids.